ACGCUUUGAAGAUAUUAUACGUGAGCAGAGAGAGAGGCGAAACAAUCCUAGUUGGAAUUUCUGCCAUUAUUUUCUUCUACAGAAAUGGCAUUUGCAUUACAAAUGCUAGGUUUAUACGAUGAAGCAUUGGUGCAGUAUGAUGAAUUAGAUGCUCUCUUUACGCAGUUUGUGCUCAAUUCUAAUGUAGGAGAUACUCCAGGAUGGUUAAGUCUGUUUCAAGCGCCUCUCAACAAUUGGGGAGGCGUGAAUUUAAAUAACGGUACAAACCAUCAUUUAAGGUUUCUUUUAGCUGAGUGUAGGGCAUCUUUAUUAGAUCUUAGGAGUUAUUUGUUUAGUAGACAAUGUGCCAUGCUGCUCUUGCUUAAUAAACCUUGGGAGGUUGCGCAAAGAUGUUUAUCAUUCGUUCAUAAUACAUUGAGCGAAUUAAGAAUCUUAGAAGUGCAGAGACCUGAAGGAUCUAUAGAAUGCUGGUCAUUCCUCUGUGCGUUAGAGGUCUUGCAAGCCUGUCAAUUGUCUAUCUACAAUAUUGAUAAUAAUCAACAGUUAGACUUAUGCUCUUUGCAUACAGCUAGCUUAUGGGCACUUGCAAGAGACAAGUUAGGAAGCUUAGGAAAAUUAUGUGGCCUAAUGCCAGGCAGUGAACCAACCAGUGAACAGUUGCACACAGUUGUGUAUCUUAUAGCAGGAAUAGGAGAUUCAGAGCCGCAAGUGGAAGGAAAAUUAACUCCUACAGACAAAUUAAAAGAGGCACUAUCAUCGAAAGAAGCAUUCAAAAAACAAUAUCUAGAACAUGCAGAAUUGGCCAUGGGCACGUACAAGCACGUCGGUCGCAUUCGAUCAGCCAGAUUAAUCGGGAAAGAAUUGGCACGAUUUUACAGUGAACUCGGAGAAAAUCAAAAAGCAGUCGCAUUCUUAUCCGAUGCUUUAAAGACAUAUAUGGACGAAGGAUGGAAUCAAUUGGCUGCGCAGACACAAUUGGAGUUAGCCGAGUGCUAUAAACGGAUGGACGAUGUUGAAAAAUAUACUAAAGUAUGCGCUGCAGUAGCUAGUACAAAUGUUUUGCAUAUAACUGUACGGAAUACAUAUUUGGAAGAAAUGUUAGGCUAUAUGAAAAUGAUCUCUUCGCCUCAACCAUUACUCACGGAACUUGGAUAUGCUUUUAUAAUACUCAGUAUGGAAGUUAAAGUAAUGGAUAAAGUAGUACAAGACUGUGUAGUUAAUGUCGAAAUCAGUGUACAGAGUUUGUUUCCUCGAGAAUUAAGAUGCACUAGUGCCGCUAUUUCUGUAGAGGAAAUACAAAAGCCAUCUAUACCUAAUAAAAAGAAAGGAUUAAAAGCACCUGUUGAACCUCCAGUACAAUUAUUAUCAAAGUGCACACUAGAAGACAUGAAGCCACAUGAUCCAAGUUUGUUGAACUUGCAAGUGUAUUCUUACUUGGAUUAUAAAGAAGAUAGGAGUCUUGGUUCUGCUAGUGUUAUUAAUAAAAAUAUAAAACCAAUUGUGAGACGUUCAGAUAGUGCAAAACAUAGAAAACCUUCGGUGAACGCAAAAGGUGAUUUUAGCAAAGCACUCACCUGUGAUGGAUUUGUUAUGAAACCUGGUAAAAACACAUUUGUACUAACAAGGCGAAUAAAUCAACCUGGUUUAUACAAAAUUAGCCAGCUAUCGUUAGUAAUAGAAGAAAAAUUAGAAUUUUUAUCAUCUGUACUGAAUCCACGAUUAUGCUACGAAGUAGCAAAGACGCAACCCAUGAUAUCCGUAAAUUGUGGUCGAGAUUUACUGGCAGGUCUCAUUCAAGACAUUGAGCUAGUUAUUUCGAGCGGAAGUACGAAGAUAACUGAGGAAAUGAAAUUAAAACUGCGCACAUCACGUGGAUUAACAGUGCAAUCACAGAGCGUUGAAAAAAUAACGGUGAAGGAAUUAGAGAUACCACUGCUAACAUGUGAACCAUUUAAAACUAUAAGGGUGCAAUUAAAGGUUCUGGCUGAACUUCCACCGAAGAAGGAUUCUUCGUCUAUGGAACACAAGUUAAAUAUACAGUGUCCAUGGGGCUCGGAAGAAAGUAUACCUUUACAUUUUGGUCCACCAUUAAUGUCAAGUAUGAAACUUCACACAGCAAAGCAAAGAAAAUUUAUUCAAAUAGUUGUAACUGGUUUGACAAGUCAGCUUCUACAAUUGACUGAGCCUGGAUUAACAACAAUUACGUCGAUAGACGUUAACUUCAAAAGUUUAAAUCCUGUUGCGGGUCAGAGAUUAGUGAUAGGUAACGGAAUGAAUGUUUCCUUUAUGUGGGAACUUGAAAUUGGAAAAGAUGAGAAAUCCACGUUGCCAAUAAAGACUGAUUUUCGUGUAAAAUAUGUACCAAUUAAUGAUACUGAGGAGUUAAAUGAUACACAUGUUGACGAUGAUCCAUUACAUAUACAUAAUUUAGAGAGAAUUGAGAAAGCUUGUAGCGUUUACAGAUGCAAUUUUGAUAUUACAGAUUAUGUGACUUUAUUUACCGUAUCCUCGAAGAUUGAAGCAAGUGGUGGUGGAGGAGAAUUUUGUCGCGCUGGUAGCAUGUGUCACCUCUGUCUUACAGUGAUGCGCGUGUUACCUAGUCUCAGUCCAAAUCCUCCGCCACAGUUGAUGUAUGAGGUUCUAGCAGACCAAACUAUGUGGGCAGUGUGUGGUCGGACCGCAGGCAUCGUGUCAUUAGAAGUAGUGGAAAAGCAAAGCGUUACAUUAGAUGUAAUGCCUUUGACAAGUGGUUAUUUGCCUCUCCCUGUUGUUAGAUUAUCUCGAUACAUACCUGCAACAGAGUCCAAAAAUGAUAUCGUCCGUAAUAAAAAUGAUAUAGGAUCUGGUCCUCGAUUAGAGCCAUUUAGUCCAGGACAAGUGUAUAAUGCCAGUAAAGCACAGCAAGUGCAUGUUUUGCCAGCAGCUCCAUCAGAAUCGAAUUAGAAAUAUGUAAAUUGUUGUUAAAGACGUGUAUAUUUUAUUUUCAUGUAAUUAGUCACGAACACUUUAAUUUAUG
Messenger RNA from Linepithema humile (Argentine ant), 3016 nucleotides. The record is from RefSeq and is a predicted model, not a curated record. NCBI's taxonomy places the organism in Eukaryota, Metazoa, Arthropoda, Insecta, Hymenoptera, Formicidae.